GGAAUGGAGGCGGCGUUUUCUCUUGUGAGCGAGCUGAACCUCUGAAGCCAGGGUUGGGUCAGCCGUCUGCUUAUGUUGGGGGGGAACUGACCACCGGUGUGUUGGAGGAAAGUUCAUCAGCCUGUCCAGAAACGGGACGCCGCCAUGAGAAACCUGUCGCUCACACACAAACUGUGUGUUUCUGUUUGCUGGGGUCUGCUGCUGGUGUACGCGGCGGCAGAGAGGCAGUACUUCAUCGGGCCCCACAACGGCACCUGGGAGCAGGCCAGGAACCACUGCCAGAUCUGCUAUAAGGAGAUGGUGACGCUGACCCCAGAAAACGUCGACGUCGUCGCCAGAAUGAUCGACCACGACCACUGGAUUGGCCUCCGCAAGUAUGUAAACUACAACGGCACCUACAACGACACCAGCGACUACGACUACGAGGACGAUUACUUCACUGACCCCAGUAACGCCACCAACGCCUCGUCCAAGAGCUUCGGCACGCCCUGGACACGCUGGGCCAACGGGGAUCCCCUGGUCUUCCAGAACUGGUACCCUGGCUACCCCGUGUUUAAAUCCCCGCUGCCAAAGAUAGACUGCUGCAGCUGCUCCUGCACCUGCCCGGCACCCAUCCGGACCACCACCACGAGCCCCUCAACAGUUUCCACCGUCACAGGAAGCCCCAGUGGUAGCACCAAUGGAAGCACCUAUAGAAACACCUAUGGAAGCACCAAUGGAAGCACCAAUGGAAACUCAACAGAAACAUACACCUCUGAAACAACGAGCUAUGAUGAUAUGACCGAAAUGGACAAUUAUGAAAGCCCAACAACAGACAUGACGACGAACAUGACGACAGGCAUGACGAACGUCACAAAUCAGACCAACUAUGCCAGUUCCCGGCAGUCCGCCUCCGUUUUCAGUGUUCACACCACCGAUUCUCCCUGGACGACCAGGUCCACGACCACGCCGGAGCCACCCGUGUCGUCAACAUGUGAAAGGUCCCCUAUGUUGCCACCCAUCAUCCCAGAGACCAAUAAGAACUACAUUGAGAACUCCUGCGUGGUCAUGCUCCACUUUGGGCCUUGGGUGGAGCGGGUGUGCGUAGAGCAGCUGCCUUUCAUUUGUUAUGAAGACCGCUUCAUGGGGAGUGUCACCGCGUACAACAUCUCAGCCACGUCUGCGUCGCUGCGCUGGGACCAGGGGCCCGGGGACCUCAGCCACUAUCGUUUAGAGGUGGUCGGUGCUAAUGGCCUCUGGAAUUUCACCACCGACCUGCUUGACUUGAGCUUCGAACUCAAAAACCUCACCGCUGGCACCCACUACAGCGUCCAGGUGUUUCCUGUGAAGUGCGGCCGAGACCUCAACCCGCAGAACAAAUCUUUCUUCACCAUACCCGGCGAAGUCACGGACCUCAAUGUGACCAGUUAUACAGAAACAUCUGUCGGCCUGAGCUGGAAGAAACCCGAUGGGAACUAUGGCUUCUUCAAAGUUACAGCUAAACCCUCGCUGGAAACAGAAGAGACAAAGAUUAGGGACAACAUUACGGCCGAGUACUUGAUGUUUGAUGGUCUGGUACCAGGGCUUCGCUACAACUUUGUCUUCAUCACCGGAGUCAAUGACAGGACCUGGUGGAGUAAGGAGACCAACAUAACAGCGUGCACCAGUGAGUUUAAACCACCAUUUACACAACCCAUCAAGCCCGGCAAUGUGUCCGAUCUGAAGGCUUUAAACAACAGUGACACACACCUGAAGCUCCAGUGGCACAAACCAGAAGGACAUUACGACUACUUUAAUGUAAAGGUCUUGGAUAGAAAUGGGACGAACCUGAAUCCUACGGUGACUGUGACAGAAGAUAAGGAUAAAACACAUGCAGUGAAUGUGACACAGCUGCCAAAUGCCAAUCAGAUUAACCUGUAUGUGACCGCCGUGAGUCAUUGCGGUGACUCUGGAGUCACCGAAAACAUUACAACAUUCACGGCUCCAGGACCGGUCACAGAUCUGAAAUUAACAUCGAAACACGACUCCAUUAACGCUACCUGGAAGUUUGACCGGAGUAAUGGGAAAACUUCCAACUUUACGGCAGACCUUCUCUUAGAUGAUAAAAUUAACACAACAAUAAAUUCAACAACAGAAACAGUGACAUUUCCAGGUCUAAACAGUGCUACCAAGUACACCGUGAAGGUCUAUGCAGUCACUGCAGAUCUGAGGAGCCCUGAAACGUCAAGCUCCAUUUUCACCCUGCCGUUGCCUCCUACUAAGAUCAACCUCGCUAAUCGGACUAACUCCUCCCUCAAAUUUAAGUGGGAAUACCCAGGAAAAUCAUCAGAAAUCCAGUACAACUGCAGCAUUAGGUCUAAUUUCUGGAAUUAUGUUGAAAACCAAACGACCAGUGAAAAAUACUGCGAGUUUACAGGCCUGAAGUCUGGAAGCACGUACGACUUUGAAGUGUACACCGUGAGCAAUGGCAACGGUAGUGAACCAGCAAAGGGCAACGGGUCAACAGUGGAAGAUAAAGUGGAAAUCGGUCUGUCGAUGCUCUGCUCUUCAAACCAGCCUCUAUACUGUGACAGUAGUGACACAAGGGACAAUAUAUACAAACAGCUGAAUAAGCAUUUGGAGGAAUACCUGGGCGGAAAAGUUUAUUACGAAGCGAAGAAGGGCCCGUAG
Fundulus heteroclitus (mummichog) is the source of this 2649-nucleotide messenger RNA. RefSeq names its product receptor-type tyrosine-protein phosphatase H. The transcript is spliced from 11 exons. Gene Ontology annotation, molecular function: protein binding. Lineage: Eukaryota; Metazoa; Chordata; Actinopteri; Cyprinodontiformes; Fundulidae. The record is from RefSeq and is a predicted model, not a curated record. Bases 145 to 2649 code for a protein of 834 amino acids.